This is a messenger RNA of Geodia barretti, 2247 nucleotides long. Lineage: Eukaryota; Metazoa; Porifera; Demospongiae; Tetractinellida; Geodiidae. The record is from the annotation of a GenBank genome assembly.
UCAGCAUUGACUAUGACAUCAUCGAGGUCGUCCAGUAGCGGAGAUCUGGAUCUACAGGCAGUAAGCUGUGACACACAGUGACGGUUCCCCAAUUAGUGCUCACCUUCCUUUGUUUCCGAGUUGUUUCUCGUUUACGCCGCCGUCUGAUUUGGAGGUUGCAGUAUCUGCAGAAGAAUAAAGACUGAGUCACACUGUUUCAUGUUGUGCUUUACUCCUUACAACCUUCUCCGUAGAGCCAAGACUCUUCGUCCAGGUUUGGCGCUCUCUCUGUUCUGAUGUCUGCUCUGGUUUUUUGGCUCAACUACUACCGGACUGCACGCUUAGAUGUUAUGACUGAGAUCUGAUGCGAAGAUUCGUUAUGGAUGAACCUAUUUUAUACCUGAAAAGCCGCGCCAAGAACCCAUCAGUGACUAAUACAUGGGCAAUAAUUAGAAUCUCCCUACUAGUUUUUCUCCUGAAACUCCACAGCGCCUUUUCAGAAGAGACUAACACUGCAGUGGAGAAAGAAUCCAAGCUUUCUCACGUAGAGAACAGCAAUGCAAGUAUUGAGGAGCCUACGUGGACUUUUUGUGGAACAAAAAGGCUCUCGUUCAUAGAUGUCGUACUCGAUGCUAAUUUUUCGACCAGUGGUAGUAUGGCUGUGGGCGAAGAGUGUUUGCUGCGACCGAAGUGUGACGAGACAACCGGCUGCAAUGCCCCGCUUCACUGCUUCGAUUUCAGCAAGUUGGAGAACGGUUCCUUGGAAUUUUCGGAGUCCCGCGUGGUGGUAGUCAGUCCACAUCGGCUGGAGUCAAUAGUUGAGGACUCUGCAGUGCAGAACGUGUGUGCCAUAGUUCUGUUCUAUGCUCCGUGGUGCACGUUCAGUGUUCAGUUUGCCAGGAAAUUCAAUGCUCUCGGGAGGAGCUUCAGAGGGCUGCCCAUACUUGCACUCAACCUGGCCGAGAGUGAGCCGUACAAGUAUAUUCUGGCCUACCUGCCUCUGGUGGCCUUCUACUAUCGCGGGAAGACCCUCUUCAAGUUCAGCCUAGAAUCAUCCUUCGAAGAUCUGAGAGAUAUUGUCUCCAAUAUAACAGGUUUCGAGGCUCUCCCAGUCAACCUCAGUGACCCAGAGAACGAGGGGCCGAUAAGAACAGAGCGAGAAACCAGUGACCAAGUUUUUCUCGCCAUCUCUGUGUGGAUGCAGCAGUCGAGUUUGAAGGCAUUUCGCGCCUGUAUACCUCCGUUGACUUUCUCCACUCACAAAGGCUCGGCUGGGCGCGUGGGCGUCAUCGGAGGCUCGCUGGAGUACACUGGAGCUCCCUACUUUGCCGCUAUCUCAUCUCUUAAAGCGGGUGGUGACCUAGCUCACGUGUUCUGUCCCGAGGCCGCAGCUCCGGUUAUAAAAGCCUACAGUCCAGAGCUCAUAGUCCACCCCUUGCUGUCAGCAGAUGCGACCGAGACUACAAGAGCCAUUCUGCCCUGGCUUCCACGGAUGCACAGUCUAGUGAUUGGUCCAGGAUUAGGGAGGGACCCUGCAAUAAUGGCGUCAGUAAAGGCUCUGAUAGCCGAAGUGAGGAAGAUGAGCAAGUCAAUGGUAAUAGACGCUGACGGACUGCAUCUGGUGACUUUAGACCCUAGCAUAGUGGAGGGGUACCGAGAUGCAAUUCUAACUCCCAAUGAGGCAGAAUUUCAAAGACUCUAUACCAAAGUUUUUGGGGCUAAGGCAACGGGAAAUAGUGGUGAACAGACAAAAUUGCUAGCUGCAAAACUUGGAAAUCUUGUUAUAGUCAGGAAGGGGCAAGUGGAUUUGAUCACGGAUGGACAAAACAUAAUUGAGUGUAAUGAAAGGGGUAGCCCGCGGAGAUGUGGUGGGCAGGGAGACCUAUUGUCAGGCACCAUUGGACUCUUUUCUCACUGGACCAACACUGCACAGACACAGGUACCUGGACAGCUAUUGGCAGCCUAUGGAAGCUGCUACCUGGUCAAGAAGUGUGCAGAGCUGGCGUUUGCCAAGCACUGGUCGAUCCACGCUAGCCAGUGACAUGAUUGAUGAAAUCCAAACUGUAUUUAGAACUAUUCUAGAACAAAAAGACAAUGACUGAUGCUACACCAAUGCUUAUGAGGAAAGGGUGGGGUAUAUAUUAUACAGAUCAAAAGUGGUGCAGAGUCAAAUGACCAAGUGGUUUUUGCUCAUAUUCCAAGAAAGGUUCCUCUAGACGCAAAGGCUUUAUUGACAGUGGGUGAAGAGGACUUGGCUGGCUCUCUAGG